AUGCCGAUGGGAAAGUACGAAGACCGCAUACUUGAUCACAGUAUUCCACCGGUAAUCAAGGAUAUCAAGGGCAAGAGUGUCAUCAUGGCCGGAGGUGCGUCAGGUUUAGGCAGAUCAUUUGUAGAAGCCUUCACCAAAGCCGGGCCACGGGGAAAUAACGAUUUUCACACAGCAAAGGUUGUUUCGUUCGAUGCGAUGUACGGGUUUGGGAGGAGCAGGUUCGCCUGUUUGAAAAUGGCUAUCAUGAAUUCCCCGAGCAGGACUUGCGGCAUUGUCAUUGCAAAUGCCGGGAAAGCUGAACACGAUGGAUUGUUUGGUGACGAUGGUGAGGACAAAUUCGCUUUCACCCUUGAGUUUAGACCCCAUCAAAUGUUGCCGCACAUUAUGAGAGUGGAACUUUACAUACGACAACUAGCGCCGGCCCGAGAAGGACGUCUGAUCUUGAUAGGCAGUCUUGGUGGGUUCUUUGAUCUGCCUGGCUCCGCGACAUAUUCAAUGUCCAAGUUCGGAGCGAGGGGACUGAUGCACUCGCUUCGAAGGAAUACUUGGGUGGGAUUCUAUUCGACUUACCCCGAAGAACUGAUUGCCUUCUUCACAUCGAAGGGUGUAAAAUUCACAUCAGUGGAUGACACCUGUAAAGCAGCCCUGAGAAUCACAGCCUAUCAAAGAGUGAAUGGCAGAUCACUCGCGGUUGUUUUGCAAGAAGACUGUGCUGACGAAUACCUGAACCUUGCGCAGGAUGUUUUCCCAGAGAGCAGCAUGUUGGAUGACUGGCAGGAUGUUACUAUCAAUAUUGGCUCAUGA
Paracoccidioides lutzii Pb01 is the source of this 804-nucleotide messenger RNA. RefSeq lists its product as hypothetical. Gene Ontology annotation, molecular function: oxidoreductase activity. The record is from RefSeq and is a predicted model, not a curated record. The coding region runs from base 1 to 804 and encodes 267 amino acids. The transcript has 5 exons.